Molecule: messenger RNA, 2224 nt
Organism: Podospora bellae-mahoneyi
Lineage: Eukaryota; Fungi; Ascomycota; Sordariomycetes; Sordariales; Podosporaceae
Exons: 4
Coding region: 1301-2224 (307 amino acids)
Source: RefSeq, a predicted model, not a curated record
AAGAGAUUAGAGUUUUCUGCCUGUGUUUGUUUUACUUGACUUGCCGGAACUAAUAAUUGAUCUGGGCUGUCUUUUGCAACGGCUUUUCCUUGACAUCUCCGAACACACAAAACCCCCACUGACCCCUCGCCAUCCUCACCAAAUCCUCUUUAAUGGUCUAGAUCUACACUCUCCCCAGUGGCAAUCCGGACCCUGAAAAGAACGUAACUAUCUAUGGCUAGCUAAGGUUCAUUACUUGCCUUCAGAAAGGAUGAGUCCUCAGAGUUGACGUUGCAUGUCAUACACGGCCCCACUCGGCCCCAUUGCUGCGAGAACGCCGUGCUUGGCAUCUUCCACGCCGGCUUGGUGUUGACAUCGGCGCCGGUUUGGCAACCCUGUACUGAGGGCCGUUGAGAUGCGACCAUGUUACUUCAACUUGACACAAGGCCAAACUUCAAUGGGAAAGACUAAUUUUAUCUGUGCCACGCCUCUAUUGAGGCUCAAUUGACGCCACACAUUGCAAGUAAUGAGUUGGGGGUUAAUGCUCAAGCAAACAAUCUAGCCAGCACGGAAAACUUACGCAAGCUUUCUACCCAUCAUGACAAAACUCACAAGCAAACUACCUCCCAGAACAAUAUCACCCCAAAGAUUCGGAUACAGUUGAGCGUCGGGGGAGCUCUUGGUGCGGCUGGGCAUGGUGACCCGAUCGUGAUAGGCCUACGGCGAAACCCAUUCAGAGCUUCGUCCAUCCUUUAAGCAAAGGACUCUAGCAUUUGGUUAACUGGUAUUGUUUAGUUUGGGGUCAGAGCUUUGGAAAGAUGCGAUAUUAGUCAGUAUUGUAGACUAUCUGAUCUUUGGUGAGCUUACAGGAAAAAGUUGAGAGGCUGCCAUGAUGCUAUUCCUCACUUCCAACUUCAUAUGCAAGACUAACCUGGAUACAAGGACAGUAGCAGACGCUAUUACUGAGAAGAGUUAGCAGGCUCUACCGGAUGCCAAGAUACAAUCGUUCAUUUAACCACCCAGGUCGCAGGCACCAUGGCACCCCAAACUUCCAGGGGCAGUCCAUUCCCGACACCGUCGACAGAGGCAGAGCACAACCCACAACGUUACUUGGCCUUAGGUUUGGUCAUCUCUGGUCAACGACACCUUCGGAGUCUUUAGCCUCAUCAUCAGCUUCACUUACUUACGCACUGAUGUGUGAACUCCAGCGGACCUCCGGCCUUACCUGUGUUAGUAUUUAGAUGAUGAUUUCUUCUUCAACCACCUACAAGUCCCUCUGAGCCAUCUUUACGGUACGGCAGUUGGCAAAGAUCGAACCUCUAUGGGUCUGUUUCAUGAUAAACGAGAAGACGGCGAAAUCAUCGUACCAGCAUCUUGCUUUGAUGUGUGUGGCGCCGCUCGUACCGAGGCCCAACGCACUGGGACCAAGCCAGAACUUUGCACGGCAGGUUCGGCAUUCCGAGACUUAUAUGAAGCCUGCAGGCUUUGCGUUGUGUAUUUCCAAGGAAAAUCACAGCCAGACACGAUCAUCCUACCCAAAUUCCAGCACUACAUCGACUGUUGCACAGCACUUGUCGGUCUUCCUCCACUCCCCCCUUCCCCUUCGAUAAACACCAGCUCUACCACAACCAGACCAUCGCCAGCAACGACUUACCUAGAACAUUCACCUACAACUUUGGCUGUCAUGACAUCCACAAGCACGCUUCCACAGACGACAUCCCAAGAUUCUGAACCCUCCGACAUAAGCCAACCCAUUUCUAUCCCAACUCCCAUCACCACAACAUCCUGUCUGUCUCCCACCUUAAGUCUGCCAACGACUCCAAUAACAACAAAUAUACCAACCCCCGAAAACAACACUCCCAUCAGCAACAACAACAACAACAACAACACCACCACAAUAAGCACAAUAAUUAGCAUAAUAGUCGGCGUCCUACUCUUGUUCUUACUGGGGAUGGCAUACUGGAGUCAAAAGGACAGCACUACUCAAUCCCCCUUGGCUCGCUUCAAGAGAUGGGGCGAACACCAUGGUUAUGACGAACUGGACGUGCCGAGGGUGUGGUAUGAGCUCGAUGCACGCUCACUGAGGAGCUUGAAUAGGAGCUUGAAGUGGGCGAUGAGCGGUGCGAGGUCACCACGGGGUAAUGGUGGUCAAAAUGGGGGCGAUAUAGCAACAGAGGUUGGCGUUAGAGAAGGGGUGGAAGAAGGGAGAUGCCGUAUUUUUUGCUGGACAUGUCAUAUGCGUUGA